ACAUGAGUUUUAAUUAUCAAUUUUACCAUAAUAUAAUCAUGCAAAAUCAAAUUUCUCUAACAAAAUUAGGCACGUCGUGUGCGUGCGUGUAGUGGGAUACGUACGUACGGAGUACUAUGCCAAUUCACCAGCGAAGGGAUUGGAUGGUGUUUUUUUGUUUAUAAUGUUCUUUUUCUUCUCUUUGGGAAAAGCGAAAAAGAGGAAUUUCUUUUCGGCCUUUUGGGUUUUUCACUGCCACCCAACCCACUUUCCUAGCCCACGCUUCCUUCCUCACUCCCUCACUCCCUCACUCCCUCACUCUCUCUUGUAAAAUGCCAUAUUGUAUUUGUUUUAUACAGAGAGUUAUACUUUGAUUCUCCUGUUCUUUUCUCCUUGUAUCAAGUUUUGGGUUUUUGUUAAGAAAGAAAAGAAACUAUUUGUUAGAUUUAAACAUUUCUUGGUUUGUGAGGAGGGACAUAGAAAGUGGUCAAGGCCAACACUCAAUCUCUUGCUUCUCCAAGCCAAGCCAAGCUAUCUUUGUUUCUUUUGUUGCAGAAGAAAGGAAUCCCAAUCCCACUCUUGAUGGGGGAUCAUUUUGUGCUUUUGGUGGAUCGGCUGCUUACAGAGUCUACCCUUGAAGCAGCAAUAGAAAGAAAAAAUCAGUUGCAGCAGUCUAUGAUCAUAGCAAGCCAAGAUAGUAUGGUUUCUUCACAUAAGAUAGAUUUAAAUAUGAGUUCAUCUUCUAGUAAAUUGGUUGAGUGUAGGAUUUGCCAUGAUGAGGAUGAAGACUUGAAUAUGGAGUCACCAUGUUCUUGCCGUGGUAGCUUAAAGUAUGCUCACCGUAAAUGUGUUCAGAGAUGGUGCAAUGAAAAAGGCGAUAUCAUCUGCGAAAUUUGCCACCAGCAAUUUAAAUCAGGUUACACUGCACCGCCUCCUUUGUUUCAUUAUGCUGGUGUUCCUAUGAACUUCAGGGGAAACUGGGAAAUUUCUGGAAGAGAGCUACAUAAUUCUCAAUUCAUAGGGAUGGUUACUAGUGAUGGCGAUUAUGUUGGUUCUGAUUUUGAUGACUAUCCAGUGCCCUCUACCAGAAGUAUAAUGUGCUUUAGAGUAAUUGCUAUAAUAUUUAUAGUUCUAUUAGUUUUACGCCAUACUCUACCAAUUAUAAUUAGUGGAGCAGGGGAGUAUACAAUGACUGCGUUCAUGUUAUUUGUGUUGAGAACCAUUGGAAUUCUUCUUCCGGUCUUCAUCAUGGCAAGAACAUUCACUUCCAUUCAGCGUCAACGAAAUCAGCAGGACUCUCAUUUAUCGCUCUCUUCAUCGGAUGAAGAAAGUGAAUUGCCAAAUCUACGUCGACAAUAUGUACAAAUUCGGUGAUGUUCGGUGUAUCUCUCUUAAUCCGAUGAUGAUCAAAUUAGAACAAGUAUUUUGUACGUAAUAUAAUGUACAGAAAAAGAAUACGAAAUCUACGUUUAGUAUCAUAAGCUUUUUUACAUGCCACAAAAA
Cannabis sativa is the source of this 1482-nucleotide messenger RNA. RefSeq lists its product as uncharacterized. The coding region runs from base 562 to 1353 and encodes 263 amino acids. Gene Ontology annotation, biological process: protein ubiquitination. The transcript is spliced from 8 exons. Gene Ontology annotation, cellular component: membrane. NCBI's taxonomy places the organism in Eukaryota, Viridiplantae, Streptophyta, Magnoliopsida, Rosales, Cannabaceae. The record is from RefSeq and is a predicted model, not a curated record. Gene Ontology annotation, molecular function: ubiquitin-protein transferase activity; zinc ion binding.